CAACAACAAUGCAUUCUCACAACCUCCUCCUCCUCCUCUUCUUCUUCUUCACAGUUUCAUUUGCAGAACUUUGCCAUCCAAAUGACAAAGAAGUCCUCCUCAACAUCAAAAAAGCCUUCAACAAUCCCUACAUUCUUACCUCAUGGAAACCUGAAGAAGAUUGUUGCACUUGGUAUUGUGUUGAAUGUGAUCUGAAGUCCCACCGGAUCAUUGCCCUCACCAUCUUUGCCGACGACGAACUCUCUGGUCCAAUCCCACCCUUUGUGGGUGACCUCCCGUUCCUCGAAAACCUCAUGUUCCACAAGCUCCCAAAUCUCACUGGCCCCAUCCCACCCACCAUUGCAAAACUCCACAACCUCAAAUACCUUGACCUAAGUUGGAACGGUCUCUCUGGUCCUAUCCCCAGCUUCCUCGGCUCCCUUUCCAAUCUCGAUAUUCUCGACCUCUCGUUCAACCGUUUCACUGGCUCCAUCCCUAGCUCUCUUGCCAACCUCCGCCGUCUUGGAACUCUCCAUUUGGAUCGAAACAAAUUGACAGGACCCAUACCCGAUUCCUUUGGAAACUUCAAGGGAAAAGUCCCUUAUCUCUAUCUAUCCCACAACCAACUGUCUGGAAAAAUUCCAACUUCUAUGGGGAAAGUGGAUUUCAAUUACAUUGAUCUGUCGAGGAACAAGCUCGUGGGCGAUGGAUCGUUGAUAUUCGGAUCAAAGAAGACGACAGAAAUUGUCGACUUGUCAAGGAACUUGUUAGAGUUCAACAUUUCGAAGGUUGUGUUUCCUCGAACCUUGACUUGGUUGGAUCUUAACCACAAUAAGAUCUUUGGGGAAAUUCCAACCGGGGUUGUGAAGUUGGAGUUGCAGAUGUUGAAUGUGAGUUACAAUGCACUUUGUGGUCGAAUUCCGAUGGGAGGAAAGUUGCAAAGCUUUGAUGUAUACUCCUAUUUUCAUAACAAGUGCUUGUGUGGUAAACCACUUGGUAGCUGCAAAUGAUGA
Molecule: messenger RNA, 992 nt
Organism: Cucumis melo (muskmelon)
Lineage: Eukaryota; Viridiplantae; Streptophyta; Magnoliopsida; Cucurbitales; Cucurbitaceae
Product: polygalacturonase inhibitor-like
Exons: 1
Coding region: 9-989 (326 amino acids)
Molecular function (GO): protein binding
Source: RefSeq, marked provisional